Messenger RNA from Dentiscutata heterogama, 923 nucleotides. Lineage: Eukaryota; Fungi; Glomeromycota; Glomeromycetes; Diversisporales; Gigasporaceae. The record is from the annotation of a GenBank genome assembly.
AUGAAUAAACGAAAAUUUGAAUAUAAAUCUAAUAAUGAUGAAAUAAAAAAAAUCAAAACUGAUAAUGUAAACUUAACAGAAGAACAAAAAAAAGUGGUUGAUAUAGUUUUAAAAGGUGAAUCGAUUUUUUAUACAGGUUCUGCUGGAGUUGGAAAGAGUUAUCUGUUAAGAUAUCUUAUUAAAGAAUUAAAAUUAAAAUAUCCAGAAAAAUAUAAUGUUGCGGUAACAGCCAGUACUUCGAUUGCAGCUUUAAAUAUCAAUGGUGUCACUAUUCAUAAUUAUUCUAAUAUUAGUAUUAUGAAUAGGACAAAGGACGAUAUUAUCAAUAAAAUAAGAAGUAAUAAAUUUUUCCAAAAUCGGAUAAUUUAUACUAAGAUGUUAAUUAUCGAUGAGAUAUCCAUGUUAAGUUGUGACGCGUUUGAUUUGAUAAAUGAAAUUUUACAAGAAAUUCGUGGAAAUCAGAAUCCAUUUGGAGAUGUUCAGUUGAUUGUAACAGGUGAUUUUUUUCAAUUACCACCUAUUCCAAAUAAAGGAGACAAGAGAAGACCUUAUGAGUUGUACAUUUUUUUAAGUGAAAUUUGGAAUCGAACAUUCCAACAACACAUACUUUUAAAACAAGUUAUUAGACAAUCGGAUGAGUUUGUAAUAAAUGGAUUAAACAAAUUGAGAUUAGGAAUUAUUGAAUCAGAUUUUUUAAAAUACAUCAAAGGAUUGGAACGGGAAUUGAUAUGUGAAAAGAUAAUUGAUUACUUUACUGAAGAUGAUGACAAAUUUAAAUGUAAUUUAUGCAAUGAAAAUAUUUACAUCAGAAAUGGUGGGGCUUUGAAAAGACAUUUUAGAAGUAAACAUGAUGGAAUUAUUAAAAAUUAUGAUGAUAAAUACGAACCAAUAAUCUUAUUUUCUGAUAAGAAAGCUGCUAAAUC